Messenger RNA from Eublepharis macularius, 2152 nucleotides. It is a transcript of the gene TMEM263, whose product is annotated as transmembrane protein 263. Lineage: Eukaryota; Metazoa; Chordata; Lepidosauria; Squamata; Eublepharidae. The transcript has 6 exons. Bases 317 to 667 code for a protein of 116 amino acids. The record is from RefSeq and is a predicted model, not a curated record.
CUUCCCCACCCCCUGGUCUCCUGUCAGGAAGGAGAGAGUGGAAGCUAGAAGACUGCGCUCGAGCUGACCCCCUUCCCCGCCCCCCCCCAGUAUGUGAUCAGGCGUCGCCAGCAUUAGGGGAUGCUGUGGAAAAUCACAGUGGAAUUUCUGGAUGCAGUUAUAGUUUGGCUUAUUCAAUCUUUCAAUCUCAUGGGCAGUACCAGAGACCCCUGUGCAUGUUGAAGUCUCAAUUUUGUCUUUUAAUUAAAAGAAACAAGAGGACAAAACUCGUAUUUAGCAUCUAGAAACUAUACAGCAAGGCAUUACACACGCAACAAUGAAUCAAACAGACAAAAAUGAACAAGAUGUUCCUCCAUAUCUUAAAGAUGAGCCACCAGAAGGGUCCUUAAAAGAUCACCCACAACAACAGCCUGGCAUGUUCUCUCGUGUGACUGGGGGCCUCUUCAGCAUAACAAAGGGAGCCGUCGGUGCCACAAUUGGUGGUGUAGCUUGGAUAGGAGGCAAAAGCUUGGAAGUGACCAAAACAGCCGUUACAGCCGUGCCUUCUGUCGGAGUAGGAUUGGUCAAAGGAAGUGUUUCUGCUGUGACGGGAGGUGUUUCAGCUGUAGGUUCUGCUAUCUCAAGUAAAGUGCCUUUAACAGGGAAGAAAAAGGAUAAGUCUGAUUAAAAAAAAGGACACUUGUCUCUCUGGCUUUGGAAUCUGCAAAGAUUUGGACUGCAACAAAGCCACGCGUUUUAAACUCCUCUAAAGAGCUGUAUGAAUGACUUCACCUGAAAGGGACAGAAGCAGCUUGGGGCACAGUGCCCAAACCUUCUCAAAUGUUAGAUUUCUUCAGGCUGUCACCUGGUGAAAUGUUCCACUUGAUAAAUAUGGGAUCAAGUACUUGCAUCUGAAGGGAUAGUUCCAUUUGAAUAUUAUUUCACUGUAGAUCUUUUGCAGUCUUGAACUGAAAAUGUGAAAAUAUAGGGCAUGAUUUAGCCAAAAUUUUAAGUCCUCUGAUUCUAGUGUAGAGAUUUAAGCAUGUGCUUAUUUCUCUUACUACAAUCAGUUGAAAUUUAAAGUGGAUUAUUUUGGUUGGAUUAUGCUCUUUGCAGCCUCUGCAGUACCAUAAACAUAUUGGUGUUCCAGCUACAAGUCUAAGAUUUCUGUAUCUUUUAAAAAAUAAAAUAAGGAAUCAUUGAACUGACAUCAUAUAUCUUUGCUUUUUGAAACUAUUUUUAUAUUUUCUCUAAAUUCUUUACAUGGUGACUGCUGUUGCGAAUUGCGGGUGCGUGUGUAAAUAUGUAUGUUAUAUCAAUACAAUCAUUCAUGCCUUAUGGUGAAACAAAUCUAUUUUUACUUAGUGAAACUAUAAGGAUUUUGUAAUGUCCCUCAUUUCAGUGCAGUCUGUAGAAUAAACAGUCUGUAGAAGAAGCUUUACACUUUAAAAACAAAACAAAAAACCCCUGUUCUUACUGACUGGAAAGAGACUGCUAAAUCUCAGGUGUAACCUUACAAGUAUCCACUCCUCACCUGCAAAACAAAAAUCCCUUGUGCUGAUAGUUUGCUCAAACUGAACCUUAAGUCCAAGUUUACAGUCCAUGCAAUAUUGGGUAACUUGUAACUCUAGUGUAAAAACACUUCUGUAUUAUUUGGCUAGAAGCCUCAAAAAUUAUUCUGAAUCAGUUUCUAAUCUAGAACAAAGGACAAUCCAGCAAACACUGUUGCUGUAUAUUCUCAGUGGGGGGAAAAGAGAUAGUGUAACUUGAUAGUUUUCCCUGAAGAUCAAAAAAAAAAGUGAUACGACUGAUAAUAAUAAAAGCAAAGUGAUUAAAAAGAACUGGGCGACCUGCAUAAAAACGCAGGCUUUGUUAUAUGCGUUUUCCAAGGUGUCCUGGGUAAGAUGUGGGAAUCUAACUCACUCUUCAGUUUGCAUUCUAUAAUCCAUUAACUCCAGAAUAGUCCUACUGAAAAUGGUGGUUUGCACUCUGGAGUAGGUUGGUUUAUGCAUUGCGAGUUUAUUUGGGAACUCUUCAGCAUGUUCUUGUUGACUUUUUAGCAUUUUUGGUAGUCUGUAAAAGAUGGCUGAAGUUCACAUGAAUAUUCUGUAUGCAGUAUUUCCUAAAAUGUAUGUGUGUAAAAAUAUACAUAAAUAAAAAGAAAUUACCCAUA